Elgaria multicarinata webbii is the source of this 438-nucleotide messenger RNA. It is a transcript of the gene NDUFC1, whose product is annotated as NADH:ubiquinone oxidoreductase subunit C1. The record is from RefSeq and is a predicted model, not a curated record. The transcript is spliced from 4 exons. The coding region runs from base 6 to 236 and encodes 76 amino acids. NCBI's taxonomy places the organism in Eukaryota, Metazoa, Chordata, Lepidosauria, Squamata, Anguidae. Gene Ontology annotation, cellular component: mitochondrion.
UCGACAUGGCGGCGCCCUUGCAGGUUGUGAGGCGUUUUUUGCGGUUAUCAGGAAAUCCGACCCCGACCCUGUCUCGUUCUGCGUUCACUGCAAAGAAGGAUGAUCCAAAUAAUCCUAAUUGGGUGAAAGUUGGUCUGAGUUUUGCUUCAACAAUAGCAAUAUGGAUGCUGCUCUUCAAGCAGUAUAAUGACGAUUUAAUAGAAUACAAAAGGAGAAAAGCAGAGGGAGGAUCUUAAUGAAGAUUCUAAAUUACUAUGGUUGAAGAUGUGCUUUUAGCUGAUCUCUGCAACAACAUUAUUAAACCAUUAGUUGUUGGAUCCAUUCCUCAUUAAUAUUAAUAUUCCUGAAAUAAAACAAUGUUAAGUAUGGAAAUGGCUGAAAUUGUCGUGCUUUUUAUGGUUGCUUCUAAGAGCACUAAAUAAAUACAUCAGCUUAAAA